Molecule: messenger RNA, 2793 nt
Organism: Plectropomus leopardus (leopard coralgrouper)
Lineage: Eukaryota; Metazoa; Chordata; Actinopteri; Perciformes; Serranidae
Gene: sfmbt2
Product: Scm like with four mbt domains 2
Biological process (GO): negative regulation of DNA-templated transcription
Cellular component (GO): nucleus
Molecular function (GO): histone binding; chromatin binding; transcription corepressor activity
Source: RefSeq, a predicted model, not a curated record
AUGCAGUCUCUCGCCAAAGAGCAGCCGCUGGCCCUCGCCACGGCGACGUCACACUGUUCGACCAAUGGGAAAGAAGAAGAGGUGAACACAGAUGCGGACUCCAUGGAGGAGGAGGCGGAGUUUAACUGGGAGGAGUACAUGGAGGAGACGGGGGCCAACGCCGCCCCUCACACCAACUUCAAACAUGUGGAGAUCAGCCUGCAGAGCAGCUUCCAGCCCGGGAUGAAGCUGGAGGUGGCCAAUAAGAGCAGCCCGGACACCUACUGGGUGGCCACCAUCAUCACCACGUGCGGCCAGCUGCUGCUGCUGCGCUUCAGCGGCUACGGCGACGACCGCAAGGCCGACUUCUGGUGCGACGUCAUGACGGCCGAGCUGCACCCGGUGGGCUGGUGCACCCAGAACAACAAGACGCUGAUGCCCCCCGAAGAUAACAUUUACCUAAGAAAAGCCAUCAAGGAGAAAUACAGCGACUGGACGGAGUUCCUCGUUCAGGACCUGACGGGCGCCCGGACAGCGCCGGCCAACCUGCUGGAGGGGCCUCUCAGAGGGAAAAACACGGUGGAUCUGAUCGUGGAGGGCUCGGUCCUGGAGCUUCAGGACGCCUCCGGUCCGUUCCUCUACUGGCCCGUCCGAGUCGUCCAGAACGUCGGAGGGCGGCUGCGUGUGCGCUACGCCGGCCUCUCCGACGACCAGCAGGCUCACGACACCUGGCUGUUCUACCUGGACACCAGGCUCCCCCUGGGCUGGGCUCUGGAGAACCGUCUCGCCUUAGAGCCUCCGACAGCGCUCAGAUCUCUGAGGAGCGCCUCCGAGUGGCAGGACGCUCUGGAGGACGCUCGCCUCGACGGACAGAAGAGCCCGCUGCCGCUGGAGGUGUUCAAGGACCACGUGGACCUGCCCGAGCACUCCUUCAAGAGCGGGAUGAAGCUGGAGAUGGUUUCUCUGUGGGAGCAGCUCCACAUCUGCCCUGUUUCCGUCACCACGGUCUACAAUGAGAUCUAUUUCCAGGUGGCGCCGGACGAUCUCUCCGCCGACGCUAAGCCGCGGUUCGUGGUGUGUCACGCCAACUCGCCCGGCAUCCUGCCCGUCCAGUGGUGUCUGAAGAACGGUGUGAGUCUGGAGCGGCCGUGGGGCUACGAGGGCCAGGACUUCGACUGGGCCGACUACCUGAAGCAGAGCGGGACGGAGGCGGCCCCCGACGCCUGCUUCCCCGACACUUGGCAGAGUCGAGGCUUUGCCAAGGACAUGUGGCUGGAGGCGGUGAACCCUCACCGGCCAGCGGAGGUGUGUGUGGCUCAGAUCACACAGGUCAGAGGACGCCUGCUGUGGCUCCGACUGGAAGGUGUGGUGAAGCCGCUGUCAGAGUGCAUCGUGGACGCAGAGUCCAUGGACGUCUUUCCUGUGGGCUGGUGCGAGGCUAACGCUUACCCUCUGACCCCUCCGCUCAAACCUGUCUGUCAGAAGCAGAAGAAGAUCGCCGUGGUUCAGCCCGAGAAACAGUCGGUCCCGCCGCAGCCGUUAGAGACGGCCCCCGUCAGCCUCUGCCAGCCCGUCGCCACGGAUGCAGGCUCGGCUAACGGCAGAUACUGCUGCUCCAAGAUUUUCGUCAACCACCGCUGUUUCUCAGGGCCGUACCUCAACAAGGGACGCAUCGCCGAGCUGCCGCAGGCCGUCGGGCCCGGGAAGUGCACGCUGGUCCUCAAAGAGCUGCUGAGCAUGCUGAUCAACGCCGCCUACAAGCCCGGACGAGUCCUGAAGGAGCUGCAGGAGCUGGAGGAUCCCAGCUGGGACUGCCAGGAGGAGACCCUCAAAGCCAAGUACAAAGGGAAAACCUAUCGCUCCACCAUCCGGAUCGUCCGCCUCGCAGACCAGAUCCCAGACUUCUGCCGCAAAGUGUGCGUGAAGCUGCAGUGCUGCCCGAACCUCUUCAGCCCCGUCCUCGUCACCGACAAGUGCCCGGAGAACUGCUCCGUCCAGACCAAAACCAAAUACACAUAUUACUACGGGAAGAAGAGGAAGCUGUCCAAACCGCUGGGAGGCGAGGAGGCGACGGAGGGAGAGCUGGCCAAGCCCACGCGCCGCAGGAAGAAGAGGAAAGCUAUCUUUGUGCAGAAGAAGAGACGCUCGUCCGCUGUGGACUACACUCCUGCUGGCUCACCGCAGGACAGCGACGAGGACGAGGACGCGGCGCUGCAGUCGAGCAGCGAAGGCACCAGCUCGGAGCCCCGUGAGGACCACACCGACGCCUCCUCGGUGGAGGUGACCAGCAGCCGCCCUCGCAGGGCCGCCACGUUGCGCAGGGCCCUCAGCGCCGGCAGCGCUGCGGGCAGCCAGGAGGCCCCCGAGGGCCGCAGGAGGUCGACGCGCUCGCUGUCGGCUUACGGACAGAACAACAAGUACCAGCCGCCUAAAGGACAAGACGUGCAGGUGGAGGAGGAGGGUCAGCUGGUUUUGGACAGAAAUCCUCUGGAGUGGAGCGUAAACGAAGUGGUUCAGUUUAUCAACUCGACUGACUGUGCGUCUCUAGCCAACAUCUUCCAGGAGCAGGACAUCGACGGUCAGGCGCUGCUGCUGCUCACUCUGCCCACCGUGCAGGAGUGCAUGGACCUGAAGCUCGGCCCCGCCAUCAAACUGUGUCACCAGAUCGAGCGCGUCAAGGUCGCCUUUUACAGACAGUACGCCAACUGUGAACCACCGACAGGAAGUCGCCCGUGCGGAGAAACAGCUGCGGCCCUGCGCGGCGGGGAAAUGUUGGAUCAGGUGCCUCCUGAUGGAAGUUUUGGAAAAGUUUGA